UCAGAUUGUCAGAAGAUGGCGACCGCAGAACCGGAAACCGCAUCAAAUCCAAGUAAUUCUGAAGAAGAGAGAACUGAAGCAUCAGGACAGGAAAUUGUGAGUCCUGAAGAUUACAUUAAGCAUCCGUUACAGAACAGAUGGGCUCUUUGGUUCUUUAAAAAUGACAAAAGCAAGACCUGGCAGGCUAACCUGCGCCUAAUCUCCAAGUUUGACACCGUUGAAGACUUCUGGGCGCUCUACAACCACAUCCAGUUGUCCAGCAACUUAAUGUCAGGGUGCGAUUACUCACUGUUCAAGGAUGGGAUUGAGCCCAUGUGGGAGGACGAGAGGAACAAACGCGGCGGUCGCUGGCUCAUCACACUCUCCAAACAGCAGCGGAGAGCUGACCUAGACCGCUUCUGGCUGGAGACGCUCCUGUGCCUGGUAGGUGAGGCUUUUGAUGACCACAGUGAUGACGUGUGCGGGGCAGUCGUCAAUGUGCGAACAAAAGGAGACAAAAUCGCCAUAUGGACAACAGACUACGAAAACAAAGAGGCUGUUACUCACAUAGGGCGUGUGUAUAAAGAGAGGUUAGGUGUGCCACCUAAAGUCAUCAUUGGGUAUCAGUCACACGCCGACACAGCCACGAAGAGCGGCUCCACCACCAAGAACAAGUUUGUCGUCUGAGAAACCUCUCCACACACACAGAGCUGAGACAGCGGAAGGCAAUCCUUGUCCGGACACAAACCAAAGCUCCGUCACAAGAGGGAUGGAUUCAUCAAACACACAGAGGAAAACAAAUCAAAGAGGGGAAAAACAUGCAAAUUCGUAAUGUUCAUAUAAGCUACUUAAUGCAGAGAAGUUUCCUCAUGUAAAAGAUAGGAGAAAAAAAAGUGAAUAGGAACUGACAAGUGUAUAUAACUGUACAUUAUAAACCCGAGAACCAUGUUUAUCCAU
This is a messenger RNA of Chanos chanos (milkfish), 936 nucleotides long. RefSeq names its product eukaryotic translation initiation factor 4ea (gene eif4ea). NCBI's taxonomy places the organism in Eukaryota, Metazoa, Chordata, Actinopteri, Gonorynchiformes, Chanidae. The record is from RefSeq and is a predicted model, not a curated record. Gene Ontology annotation, biological process: translational initiation. The transcript is spliced from 8 exons. Gene Ontology annotation, molecular function: translation initiation factor activity; RNA 7-methylguanosine cap binding. The coding region runs from base 16 to 666 and encodes 216 amino acids. Gene Ontology annotation, cellular component: cytoplasm; eukaryotic translation initiation factor 4F complex.